This is a messenger RNA of Passer domesticus (house sparrow), 1290 nucleotides long. RefSeq names its product INTS3 and NABP interacting protein (gene INIP). Gene Ontology annotation, cellular component: nucleoplasm; nucleus; SOSS complex. The transcript has 6 exons. Gene Ontology annotation, biological process: DNA repair. NCBI's taxonomy places the organism in Eukaryota, Metazoa, Chordata, Aves, Passeriformes, Passeridae. The coding region runs from base 400 to 714 and encodes 104 amino acids. The record is from RefSeq and is a predicted model, not a curated record.
GGCCGAGGGCAGGGCACGGGAAGAGAGGAGGGCCCGGCACAGAGGAGGCGAGGGCGCUGUCGCGCCGUGCGAGCGUCACGGGCAGGGGGCGGAGGCGGCGCGGCCGCGCUGCGGGAAGGGGAGCGGGGGAAAGGAGCCGGAGCCCCGCGCUCUCGGGAUUCAGCGUUCCCGUCCCUCGCCUCCGCCUGGCUGAGCCAGAGCUCUUCGCCACUGCACUUUACAGCCUGGCACCUUGAUGGAAACAGAUGUUGGUGGUGGUCCGAGGUGACGUAUGACCGAGGAGCAGCAGGCCUCCUUUUUUGUUUUGCCACACUGCAGCUAACUUUGUCCGGUCUUAUAUUUGUGGGGGUUAAAUUAUUUGAACUCCAGCUGAAUAAAACAAGGGCUGAAAAUUGAAAGAUGGCAGCAAAUCCUUCAGGACAAGGUUUCCAGAAUAAAAAUAGGGUUGCAAUCCUGGCAGAACUAGACAAGGAGAAGAGAAAGUUACUUAUGCAAAACCAGUCUUCCACAAAUCACCCUGGAGCCAGCAUUGCACUUGCAAGAUCACCUCUGAAUAAGGAUUUCCGUGAUCAUGCUGAGCAACAGCACAUUGCAGCACAGCAAAAGGCUGCACUGCAGCACGCACAUGCACACUCCUCAGGAUACUUCAUAACUCAAGACUCUGCAUUUGGAAAUCUUAUUCUUCCUGUCUUACCUCGACUUGAGGCAGAAUAAGGAAUGUUGUUUGUCUCAGAAAUUCAAGAUAUGAUUUUUGUCCACAGCAGGAGCUGUCUGUCCGUUUAAUUUCUUUAUGUAUCUUAAAACCUACUUUUUUCUGGGUUCUUGCAAAUGCCAUUCAGGAGUGUGAGCUCUAGUGAUGGGGAAAUAGUGUUGAAAAUUUUUUAUCCUGUAUUUCUGUUCCUCUGUCGGGUCAAAGUCAAAUGCAAGACUUCUUGGAGUUUGAAGUGCACAGGGUUUCCUCUUCCCUGUUUCAGUGCUUCCUUUAAAUAAAUGUCCAAACCAGAGCUACCAAGAAAUGCACAAUCUGACAGCAUUUGUGUUUCUUUUUAUUAUGUACAGGUAUGAUUUUUGUAAUGAAUAAUGAAAAUUAUUUCUGUCCAUCAAAACAGACACGGAUUUGUCAAAUGCAUCAGCCAGUCUUCCUCCCCCACCCUCUCCUAUGCAGAAACAUUUCUAGUGUACUGUUUACCAUUGUAGCAUCCUCUGGUCUUAAGUCUUUAGUUACAGUGUGCCUGCCUCUUACCUUGCUUUGUGAAAUGUGGAAAUGAAUUAAAGUGGGAAAAAAGUAAA